UUUUUUCAAAAAUAUAUAAUAACUUACCUAAGUAUGAAUUGGCUUGUAAAAUUCAUCCGAAUUUUAAACUCGGUGUAUCCACUGAUUAGAUUUUGUUAAGAUUGGCCAUAACAACUUUUUAAUCAUUCUGAAUGACACUAUAAUUCGAAAUGGCAACAAGACCAGCUCUGAAAGACGCUGUUUAUUAUAGGGUCAAGAAGGUAAAAGGGCAUAAAUGUGCGCUAGUCUGUGAAGCUGAGCCUAUAGCUAAGUACAUAAAAUCCGGCUGUUGUAUUCCUUUGAGAAGAGCAUUCAGAAAAUCACUUAUAAUCAGCCCUAGAGAUCCAAGGACCCAUUCAUAUGCGAAAUCUUUGAAUAGAAUCAAAAUAGAACAGACCAGGCACUUGGAGCAUUAUUAUUUCAUGAUACACCCAUUCAGCGAUUUUCAUUUUAUUUGGCAAACUAUGAUGAGCAUUGUACACUUCAUCAUUUUGAUAUUUUUCCCGAUAUAUUCUUUGGGUGAUGUUAAUAUCAAACGUUUGAAUGCAAGUAAUGGAAUAUUCAUUUUCAUUUUGAUAUUGGACUUAUUUUGCUGGGUGAAUAUUUUUAUGUGCUUCUUCAUUGGAUAUUAUAAAAAAAGCACUGACAAAAUAAUUUUAAAACCCCGUCAAGUAAUACUGAGAUACUUAUGCACACACUUCUUUUUCGAUUUGGUAUCUACCUUCAACUACAAUCUGCUUUUUGGUUACACAGGAUUUUGUAAACCUCUUUGGUUCACCAGAUAUCAGUGGUCAUUGAAAUUGAUUCGUCUAGUAACGAUUAGCGAACAUCUAGAUAACAUGCAGUUGAGAUUGGAAUUGCCGGAUUUCCUUUACAGAAGCGUGAAGUACGCGUUAUUCUCAAUAGUUAUUAUAUUGUGGCUGAUUUUUAUUGACUACUCCUUCGAUUACUAUUAUGAAAGGCAAAUAACUGUGAUUCCCCUGGAACACAAAUUUUUCCUAGCAGCUGAUAAUAUCCUGCGACGACUAUUCUUGGUGGAUAUCUACAAAGGCUUGUAUAAAUAUAUCAGAUCCCCGGAUUUGUAUGUUUGCUGUUUUUCACUGCAGUGUGCCAAAAUUUUCGAAAUAUGGUUGUUGGCCAAAAUAUGCCAAAUACUUGCGAGUUACACAAUGGUUACCCUAAGAUACCAGACCUUAAUACAUCAAAUCAAGGCUUAUAUUCGUUUCAAAGACCUCCCAAAGAAAAUGAGUAAAAGGAUAUACAGUUAUAUAAAUUUUCGAUUCCAAUAUUGCAUUUUCAACGAAAAAACCCUGAUGGAAAACCUCUGUUUGACACUGAAGAAACAAAUACUAUGGCAUACUUGUCAAAAUCUUGUAACGAAAGUAGAAACAUUCAAAGAACUACCACCAGCCGUUCUCAUGAAGUUGGUCACCAUGAUAAAACCCGAGAUAUAUCUGCCUAAUGAUGUGGUGGUUCAAGCAGGAGAAGUUGGAAGUGAAAUGUUUUUUAUAUACGUAGGAGUGCUGGCAGUUUUCACUGAAUCUGGUAAAGAGAUUUGUCAUUUGUCCGAUGGUAGUCACUUUGGAGAAAUAGCCAUGUUGUUGAGCGAGUUCAGAGUAGCAAGUGUAGUAGCUAUUGACUUUUGCGAGUUGUAUCGAUUGACAAAGAAGGAUUUCAACGAAGCUAUAGAGCCAUAUCCUAACGUGAAAGAAAAGAUAUUGAAAGCAGCUCAAGAACGCUAUCGAGAAACCAAGAAUAUUGGGUCUGCGAAGUCAUAAUUUUUCCAAUGUUCAAAUUUCAGAAGAGCAACCAGAGCGUUAUAAGCUCAUACUUAAUAAGGAGAAUAUUUUUGUUAUGUUUAUUAAACCAAUAAAAUAUCGAAUUUUUGUAUAA
This is a messenger RNA of Harmonia axyridis, 1872 nucleotides long. Its product is annotated as potassium/sodium hyperpolarization-activated cyclic nucleotide-gated channel 3-like. The coding region runs from base 150 to 1757 and encodes 535 amino acids. The record is from RefSeq and is a predicted model, not a curated record. The transcript has 7 exons. NCBI's taxonomy places the organism in Eukaryota, Metazoa, Arthropoda, Insecta, Coleoptera, Coccinellidae.